UCCGGGAUUCCUGGGUUGUUGACAUUACUGCCACGGGUCAGGAACAGUAAGGACCUGACGGACUCUUUCUGAACACGUAGCUACUACCUAUUCAACUCAUUUUACAAUUAGAGGUCUUCUGUUUUUAGCGCACAGGGAAACUCGACUGCAGCACGACUUUGGAUUUGGAAAAGUAAGCCCCAAAGCAAAGACAACCCGCCAUCACCACCAGAAGACGGAAGGAAAAGUGAGGCUCCCACUUCCUGAGGUGUUAGUGACGGAUCUUCUGACACCAUGGACAUGGACACCCAAUCACAAGGCCAGCAGGCAGCAGUACCCUCGUUCCAGCCACAGAAGCCGCUCCAGCCGGACAUGGGCCACAACUCUCUGGCUAACUUCCUGAUUGAGAAGAAGAUUGGGCGGGGCCAGUUCAGUGAGGUGUACCGGGCCAGGUACCUGAUGGACAACACCUCCAUGGCCCUUAAGAAGGUUCAGAUAUUCGACUUGAUGGAUGCCAAAGCUCGGCAAGAUUGCAUCAAAGAAAUAGAUCUCCUAAAGCAACUCAACCACCCCAACGUGAUCAAGUACCAUGCAUCAUUUAUUGAGGAGAACGAGCUGAACAUUGUGUUGGAGCUGGCUGAUGCUGGGGACCUCUCCCGGAUGAUCAAGCACUUUAAGAAGCAGCGGAGGUUGAUUCCAGAGAGGACCGUGUGGAAGUACUUUGUCCAGCUGUGCAGUGCGCUGGAACACAUGCACUCUCGACGGGUCAUGCACAGAGAUAUCAAGCCAGCUAAUGUGUUCAUAACUGCCACAGGAGUGGUGAAGCUGGGAGAUCUGGGACUGGGACGAUUCUUCAGCUCCAAAACCACCGCUGCCCAUUCUCUAGUGGGCACCCCCUACUACAUGUCUCCAGAAAGAAUACAUGAAAACGGAUACAACUUCAAAUCUGACAUCUGGUCGCUAGGCUGCCUGCUCUACGAGAUGGCAGCUCUCCAGAGCCCGUUCUACGGUGAUAAGAUGAACCUGUACUCUCUUUGUAAGAAGAUAGAGCAGUGUGACUACCCUCCACUUCCAUCCGACCACUACUCUGAAGAGCUGAGAAAGGUGGUAGACAUGUGUAUUAACCCCGACCCAGAGAAGAGGGCUGACAUCAUUUAUGUGUAUGAUAUUGCCAAACACAUGCAACGCCAGACGCAGCUGGGCAGCUAAGUCUUCACCGGAGACACACAACGACCUGCACUCCUCUCCUCUCCUCUCCUCUCCUCUCCUCUCCUCUCCUCUCCUCUCCUCUCCUCUCCUCUCCUCUC
Oncorhynchus masou masou (cherry salmon) is the source of this 1286-nucleotide messenger RNA. RefSeq names its product serine/threonine-protein kinase Nek7-like. Gene Ontology annotation, molecular function: protein serine/threonine kinase activity; ATP binding. The transcript is spliced from 10 exons. Gene Ontology annotation, biological process: peptidyl-serine phosphorylation. Gene Ontology annotation, cellular component: nucleus. Bases 274 to 1188 code for a protein of 304 amino acids. The record is from RefSeq and is a predicted model, not a curated record. NCBI's taxonomy places the organism in Eukaryota, Metazoa, Chordata, Actinopteri, Salmoniformes, Salmonidae.